This is a messenger RNA of Durusdinium trenchii, 2763 nucleotides long. The record is from the annotation of a GenBank genome assembly. Lineage: Eukaryota; Dinophyceae; Suessiales; Symbiodiniaceae.
AUGGCAUCGCGGCCUCCGGUGAUUUGCGACACCGGCACGGGGGUGAUCAAGGCAGGGAUGGCUGGAGAGCAGGAACCGUCCAUGAUGCUCCCAAACCUACUGGGCCGCCCGGUGCUGCGCGCGGAUGGCAUGGUGGUCGGUCAGGUGGAGGACAUCAUGAUUGGAGACGAGGCCAAUGCAGCGAGGUCCAUGCUGCAAUUAUCCCGACCCAUUCAGAAUGGCGUGGUGAAGGAUUGGAAUGAGAUGGAGGCCGUUUGGGACUACACCUUCAAGAAGCUUGGGAUUGAAAACCCAGCAGACCACAAGGUGCUGCAGACGGAAGCGGCACUGAACCCGCCCCGGAAUCGCGAGAAGAUGGUUGAGAUCAUGUUCGAGCGGUAUGGCUUUAGCGGAGUCAACGUCUCCGUGCAGGCGAUUCUAGCCUUGAAUUCCAGAGGGCUGCAGUCAGGCUUUGUGGUGGAUUCAGGAGAUGGAGUCACCCAUUUGGUGCCAGUGACCGAAGGUUAUUUGGAGCCGGCACUCGUACAACGAGUCAAUUUGGCUGGCAGACAUGUCACUGAGCAGCUGAUGAAGCUCCUGGUAGGUCAAGGGCAUCCGUUGAACUCGACCACUGACUUUGAGACCGUCCGUGAGGUCAAGCAGAAGCUAUGCUAUGUGGCCUACGACCCGGAAGCGGAAAAGAAGCUUGCCAGGGAGACCACCUUGGUCGACCGUCAGUACGUGCUUCCGGACAGCCGAACCAUGCGGGUGGGAGCCGAACGGUUUCUGGCGCCGGAGAUCUUGUUCAAGCCAGCUUUGGCUGGGCACGGCGACACCGAUGGAUUGGCCGAUUUGGUGUUUAACACCAUCAGGCGAUCUGAUAUCCACGUGCAGAAGGAUUAUUUCAAACAAAUCCUGCUCUCGGGUGGCACGACGAUGUUUCCGGGAAUGUCCUCAAGGCUUGAAAAGGAUCUCAAGGCUCUCUAUUUGCAGAACGUCCUCCAAGGGGAUUCCUCCCGUGCCAGCAAAUUCAGGGUUCACGUGGAGGUCCAACCCCCAAAGCCCGUGAAUUUGCAUCCUGCCAUCGUGCAGCCUCUCAUGCCAUUGGCCAAGGAUGGGGACAUCGCACAUGCGCACCACGCAGACCUGAUAGUGAAGAGACGUCCUGGCGUCCUGCAGAUGUGCUGCCAGCUCAGCGGGGAAGAGGGGGGGCGAUGUGCUGCCGGAGCACGGGACGCGGGCUCCGCGCGAGGGACGCGUUCGGGUCGAAGAGACGAGUCCUUUUGGACCGGUUGGGGAGCACGGUUUUUGGCGAGUCCUGAGGGGGAAGCCUCCAAGCGAAGCGAGCUGACGGUGUCCUGCAGGAAGUCCUUGAAGCGAACCCAUGACCUCUUCGUGGGGAACGAAGAGUUAAAGCGAGUGGAGGAGCGGUAUGAGCACAUCAGGAAUGUGCCUGACCAGGUCACAGAUGAGAAUGCCGCGUUGCCCUUCCUCCGUAGUGCGCCGGCGGAUGACGCCACUCGCGAGGCCUUGCCAUCAGCUAUUACUCAGAUGCUAACAGAUGGCGAGACGGGUCAGAAGACCUCGGGUCCUGCGGUGGGACCAGUGGUGCCGCUGGUGCCCAAGGUCUCCGAUCCCUCCACGGAGAUCCAGGUUCGCCCGUUGCGUGAGCGGCCGGAGAUCCCCAAGCCCAUUUGGCAUCCACCCUGGAAGCUCAUGAGGAUUAUGUCUGGCCAUGAGGGCUGGGUUCGCACCGUUGCAGUGGACCCAACCAAUGAGUGGUUUGCGUCCUCGGGCAAUGAUCGUCUCAUCAAGAUCUGGGACCUGGCCAGUGGCGUGCUGAAAUUGUCAUUGACCGGACAUGUGAGCACCGUUCGUGCAGUGGCUAUCUCUGACAGGCACCCGUACCUCUUCAGCGCUUCAGAAGACUGCGAGGUGAAGUGUUGGGAUUUGGAGCAGAACAUGGUGAUCCGGAAUUACCAUGGCCAUCUCAGUGGCGUUUACACCUUGGUCUUGCACCCCACGCUCAACAUCCUGGCUACAGGCGGCCGCGAUGGCUCGGUACGCAUCUGGGACAUGCGGACGAAGACCGGGAUUUUUGUGUUCACCGGUCACACCAAUGCGAUCUGCUCUCUGGCCUCACAGGCAUCGGAGCCGCAGUUCCUGAGCGGCUCAAUGGAUCGCAUGGUCCGGCUGUGGGAUCUGGCAGCAGGCAAGUGUGCGGUAACCCUAACCAAUCACAAGAAAAGUGUGAGGGCUUUGGGCAUCCAUCCGCUCGAGUAUACCUUUGUCUCCUGCUCUUCAGACAACAACAAGGUGUGGAAGUGCCCCAAAGGAGCUUUCGAGCGGAACAUUCAGGGCCACAACGCCAUCGUGAACUGUUGCGCGAUCCGAGAAGGGCAGCAGGGAUCGUCUCAGCUCAUCGCGGGCACAGACAAUGGCUAUUUGCAUUUUUGGGAUUGGAGAAGUGGCCACAAGUUUCAGAGCUUGGAGGCCAUUCCCCAGCCUGGUAGCAUGAGCGCCGAGAAUGCAAUCUUUGACAUGGCGCUUGACCAGAGUGGAAGCCGCUUGAUCACAGCAGAGUGUGACAAAACGGUGAAGAUCUACCGAGAGGCCCGAGCGAAGAUCAUGCUGAAUGUCUUUCAUCGCUAUGAUGACAUCGAGCCGUUGAUGUGGAACGGGGCAUGUGGCUUUGGCUUUUCGGUCUUUCCACCCGGCGCUAAAAGCAGAAGGGUGUGCAUCAUGACAUCUUCUUUGUCAGAGCUGGGGAGAAUUAGAACCUAA